Messenger RNA from Hansenula ciferrii, 2151 nucleotides. RefSeq names its product translation termination factor GTPase eRF3 (gene SUP35). Gene Ontology annotation, molecular function: GTP binding; GTPase activity; translation release factor activity. The transcript has a single exon. The record is from RefSeq and is a predicted model, not a curated record. Gene Ontology annotation, cellular component: translation release factor complex. Gene Ontology annotation, biological process: translation; nuclear-transcribed mRNA catabolic process, deadenylation-dependent decay; translational termination. Bases 1 to 2151 code for a protein of 716 amino acids. Lineage: Eukaryota; Fungi; Ascomycota; Saccharomycetes; Phaffomycetales; Wickerhamomycetaceae.
AUGUCAGGUUACAAUCAAAAUAACUUAUCUAAUGAUUUUGCAAAUCAAUCAUUGAACGAUAACCAAAACCAAGGUCAAGGUCAAGGUCAAGGUCAAAGACGUUAUAAUCCUAACGCUGCAUCAUCUUUCCAACCAAAUUUCAACUCACAACCUUUUGUUCCAGGUCAAGCCGGUGGUUAUGGUCAAUAUGGUGCUCAAGGUCAAGCUGGUGGAUAUGGUCAAUAUCAACAACAAGGUUACAAUCAAUACCAACAAGGUGGUUACAACAAUUAUAACAAUUAUAACAAUAACAAUAACCAAUACCAAGGUGGAUACAAUAAUUAUAACAAUAACCGUGGUGGAUACAACAACUAUAACAACUACAAUAACUACAACAAUAACUAUAAUCAACAAUCUCAACCUCAACAAAAAACUGGUAUGUCAUUAGAAGAUUAUCAAAAACAAUCAACUCCAUCUGAUUUAAAUAAAAAACCAGCUGUUAAGAAAACUUUAAAAUUAGCUUCAAGUUCUGGUAUUAAGUUAGCUAAUGCUUCAAAAGCUCCAGAAAAGAAAGAAGAAGCUCCAAAACCAAAAGAAGAAUCAAAAGAAGCUUCUCCAGCUCCAGCUGCUGCCGUUGAAAAAAAAGAAGAAACUCCAAUUGAAACUCCAGCUAAAGAAGCUUCUCCAGCUCCAGCUCCAGCUGUUGAAAAGAAAGAAGAAACUCCAGCAUCUGACAAAAAAGAAGAUUCACCAGCCCCAGCACUAAAGAAAGCUGAAACUAAAGAAUCAACUCCAAAACCAUCAACUGCAGUUUCAAAAGCUGAUAUUGCUAAAGAACAAGAAGAAGAAAUUGAUGAAUCCGUUGUCAAUGAUAUGUAUGAUGGUAAAGAUCAUGUUUCAAUCAUCUUUAUGGGUCAUGUUGAUGCAGGUAAAUCCACCAUGGGUGGUAACUUAUUAUUUUUAACUGGUACUGUUGAUAAACGUACUGUGGAAAAAUAUGAAAGAGAAGCUAAAGAUGCUGGUAGACAAGGUUGGUAUUUAUCAUGGAUUAUGGAUACCAAUAAAGAAGAAAGAAGUGAUGGUAAAACCAUUGAAGUUGGUAGAUCAUAUUUUGAAACUGAUAAAAGACGUUAUACUAUCUUGGAUGCUCCAGGUCAUAAAAUGUAUGUUUCUGAAAUGAUUGGUGGUGCUUCUCAAGCUGAUGUUGGUAUCUUGGUUAUCUCUGCAAGAAAAGGUGAAUAUGAAACUGGUUUCGAAAAAGGUGGUCAAACAAGAGAACAUGCUUUAUUAGCUAAAACUCAAGGUGUUAAUAAAUUGAUUGUUGUUGUUAACAAGAUGGAUGAUCCAACUGUUGGUUGGUCAAAAGAAAGAUAUGAUGAAUGUACAACUAAAUUAGCUGCUUACUUGAAAGGUAUUGGUUAUAAUGUUAAAACAGAUGUUCAAUUCAUGCCAGUUUCUGGUUAUACUGGUGAUGGUUUGAAAGAACGUGUUAAUAAAAAAGAUUGUCCAUGGUAUGAUGGUCCAGCAUUAUUAGAAUAUUUAGAUAAUAUGCAACAUUUAAACAGAUAUAUUAAUGCUCCAUUCAUGUUACCAAUCUCAAGUAAAAUGAAAGAUUUAGGUACUAUUGUUGAAGGUAAAAUUGAAUCAGGUCAUGUUAAAAAGAAUCAACCAUUAAUUUUAAUGCCAAAUAAAACCACUGUUGAAGUUUUAACUAUUUAUAAUGAAACUGAAAAUGAAGUUAAUGCAGCUUAUUGUGGUGAACAAGUUCGUUUGAAAUUAAAAGGUGUUGAAGAAGAAGAUAUUUCUAAUGGGUUUGUUUUAUCAAGUCCAAAAGCUCCAGUCAAGACAAUUUCUAAAUUUGAAGCACAAAUUGCCAUUGUGGAAUUAAAAUCUAUUUUAUCAACUGGUUUCUCAUGUGUUAUGCAUGUUCAUACUGCCAUUGAAGAAGUUACUUUCAAACAAUUAUUACAUAAAUUAGAAAAAGGUACAAAUAGAAAAUCUAAAAAACCACCUGCAUUUGCUAAAAAAGGUAUGAAAAUUAUUGCUGUUUUAGAAACUGAAGCUCCAGUUUGUGUGGAAACUUAUCAAGAUUAUCAACAAUUAGGUAGAUUCACUUUAAGAGAUCAAGGUCAAACCAUUGCUAUUGGUAAAAUCACUAAAUUAUUAGAAUAG